AUGCGCUUCGCCGUCCUCGCCGCGUUCACCCUGGGCUCUCUCCUCGCGGCUGCAUCUCCGCCGUUCUCGCCUGGCUUCAAACCAGACCUUCCCCCUCCUGGUGGAUGGGAACCCGUUCCACGUUCAGAGACGAUAGCUCCAACGGUCCAUCUGGACCGCGCCUCGGUUGAGGGCACAUCCGAUGGCUACACUGACUCGUACCUUGGCAUCCCGUACGCCCAAGCUCCCGUUGGUGAGCUGAGGUUCAGCACCCCAGUUGCAAAUAAACCUUACAAUGGGAAAAUCAAUGCCACGGCGUUCGGGAACAUCUGCCACAACUUCAUUUCUACGCAGCCUCCCCUCCCGACGUGGAUCACCCACGACCAGAUGGAAUACGCGCGGAAGCGCCGGCUACGAUUAGAUUAG
Messenger RNA from Epithele typhae, 405 nucleotides. RefSeq lists its product as uncharacterized. The record is from RefSeq and is a predicted model, not a curated record. Lineage: Eukaryota; Fungi; Basidiomycota; Agaricomycetes; Polyporales; Epitheliaceae. The transcript is spliced from 3 exons. The coding region runs from base 1 to 405 and encodes 134 amino acids.